GUCUAUGAGAGCAAGUUGCAGGAACUUCAGAAACAGGUGGAGACCUGUUCACUGGCUGUGGAGACGCCCGACGAAGAGGAAGACGAAGAUGAGGAAGAGGAGGGUGCGUUCUUUAUUAAAUCAUGAGCAACAAGGAAUAGAAUUUCACUGUUCAUGAACCAGGGGCCGUAUUCAUCAAGCAUCUCAGAGUAGGAGUGCUGAUCUAGGAUCAGGUCCCUCCUGUCCAUGUGGUCUUGUUCAUUAUAACUCUGAGACGCUUUAUGAAAUCGGGCCCAGAAAGACAUUUCAAUUAGUUAAAUUGAACUGUUUUAAUGUGGUCCUGUACUGCACCUGUCUGUGUUCUUUUCAUGAGCAAAAUGUGUGUUGUCAUGUUGACUGCCCAUAGAAAUCACCCACUCAUCAGAAAAGAUUGAUCAAGGUAACUGAACUCCAAGUAAAACAGUCUUAUGACUAAUGAUGAAACAUCCCAGUCUUCCUAACCAGCACAACCACAUACAUUUACUAGUGUCCGAAACAACCCGCCAACAUCCCAACAUUGAACCCAUGAACAAUACUUAUCAUGUGUGUGCGUGGGUGCACGUGUGUACGUCUGUGUGUGUGUGUGCAUGUCUCUGUGUCUCUGCGUGUGCAUCUUGUGUGUGUAUUUGAAUAUAUUUGCCUGUCUUUGACACUGUCCCCUAUCCCCUGCAGUGCCCUGGACACAGCAUGAGUUUGAGAUAGCGCAGUGGGCUUUCAGAAAAUGGCGGUACCAUCAGUUCACCUCCCUCCGCGACCAGCUUUGGGGCAACGCAGUCUACCUGAAGGAGGCCAACGCCAUCAGUGUCGAACUAAAGAAGAAGGUAACUAUUGUCACAUUGUACACUCAAAUUCAGUUUAAAAUCUAAUUUUAAACUCUUAAUUCUCAAUAUUUCUAUAUUAUUAUUCUAUUAUAUUCGGAACAAUAUUUUAUCAAAUUUGGUCCGGUUCGCAUACACCCCUAGUGUCAAAAUAGCUGAGACAAUGGCUGCAUAUCAAUAGUUUUAAGUGGCUUCCUCUCCCGGUCUCCUCUAUCUCCUCUGCAUUUAUGUGAAAACACAGGCUAGGUGAAAGUGGUAGAUACGUACUGAUCCGCUGAGCAGAAUGUCAAAGGACACCAUAGAAGUAGAAUUACUGGAAUGGGAAUCCCAAUUCAAGUCAAUGUAAUUAUAUUUAUAGGAUGUAGACAUACAGUACCAGUCAAAAGUUUGGACACACCUACUCAUUCAAGGGUUUUUCUUUAUUUUAAUAUUUUCUACAUUGUAGAAUAAUAGUGAAGACAUUAAAACUAUGAAAUAACACAUAUGGAAUCAUGUAGCAACCAAAAAAGUGUUAAACAAAUCAAAAUAUAUUUUAUAAGUAGCCACCCUUUGCCUUGAUGACAGCUUUGCACACUCUUGGCAUUCUCUCAACCAGCUUCAUGAGGUAGUCACCUGAAAUGCUUUCCCAAGUCUUGAAGGAGUUCCCACAUAUGCUGAGCACUUGUUGGCUGCUUUUCCUUCACUCUGCGGUCCAACUCAUCCCAAACCAUCUCAAUUGUGUUGAGGUCGGGUGAUUGUGGAGGCCAGGUCAUCUGAUGCAGCACUCCGUCACUCUCCUUCUUGGUCAAAUAGCCCCUACACAGCCUGGAGGUGUGUUUUGGGUCAUUGUCCUGUUGAAAAACAAAUGAUAGUCCCACAAAGCGCAAACCAGAUGGGAUGGCGUAUCGCUGCAGAAUGCUGUGGUAGCCAUGCUGGUUAAGUGUGCCUUGAAUUCUAAAUAAAUCACAGACAGUGUCACCAGAAAAGCACCAUCACACCUCCUCCUCCAUGCUUCACGGUGGGAACCACACAUGCAAAGAUCAUCCGUUCACCUACUCUGCGUCUCACAAAGACACGGAGGUUUGAACCAAAAAUCUCAAAUUUGAACUCGUCAGACCAAAGGACAGAUUUCCACCGGUCUAAUGUCCAUUGCUCGUGUUUCUUGGCCCAAGCAAGUCUCUUCUUAUUAUUGGUGUCCUUUAGUAGUGGUUUCUUUGCAGCAAUUCGACCAUUAAGGCCUGAUUCAAGCAGUCUCCUCUCAACAGUUGAUGUUGAGAUGUGUCUGUUACUUGAACUCUGUGAAGCAUUUAUUUGGGCUGCAACCUGAGGUGCAGUUAAUUGCCUAUUUCUGAGGCUGGUAACUCUAAUGAACUUAUCCUCUGCAGCAGAGGUAACUCUGGAUCUUCCUUUCCUGUGGCGGUCCUCAUGUGAGCCAGUUUCAUCGUAGCGCUUGAUGGUUUUUGCGUCUGACCUUCAUGUCUUCAAGUAAUGAUGGACUAUCGUUUGUCUUUGCUUAUUUGAGCUGUUCUUGCCAUAAUAUGGACUUGGUCUUUUACCAAGUAGGGCUAUCUUCUGUAUACCAACCCUACCUUGUCACAACACAAAUGAUUGGCUCAAACGCAUUAAGAAGGAAAUAAAUUCCACAAAUAAACUUUUAACAAAGCACACCUACUUACAGCGCCGGGAAGAUGGCUGCCGUUUUACAGCCCUCUAACCAAUUGUACUAUUAUGUGUGUUUUUCCAGCGUUAUUUGUAAUUUAUUUUGUACAUAAUGUUUCUGCCAUCGUCUCUUAUAACCAAAAAGAGCUUCUGGAUAUCAGGACAGUGAUUACUCACCUCGCAUUGGACGAAGAUUUUUUCUUCAACGAGGCGGUCGCGAAGGAUAUCCUACAGACACCCGACAAGGCCCAGAUCCCCGUCAUUCGCGUGAGGAAGAGACGGAGAUAUCGCGGACGCAGAUCCGGGUGCCUUGUAAGGAUCCGACGGCGAGCGAGUAAACUGCCUCUCCCAUCAAUCCUACUAGCCAACGUUCAAUCUUUUGAGAAUAAAAUGGACGAGUUAAGAUUACGGUUAUCCUACCAACGGGACAUUAAAAACUGUAAUAUCUUAUGUUUCACGGAGUCGUGGCUGAACGACAACAAUGAUAACAUUCAGCUAGCAGGCUAUACGCUACAUCGGCAGGACAGAACGUCUGACUCUGGUAAGACAAGGGGCGGCGGUCUGUGUAUAUUUGUAAACAACAGCUGGUGCACAAAAUCAAAUACUAAGGAAGUCUCGAGGUUUUGCUCGCCUGAGGUAGAGUAUCUUAUGAUAAGCUGUAGACCACACUAUUUACCAAGAGAGUUUUCAUCUAUAUUUUUCAUAGCUGUCUAUUUACCACCACAAACCAAUGCUGGCAUUAAGAUUGCUCUGAAUGAGUUGUACAAGGCCAUUAAUCAACAGGAAAACGCUCAUCCAGAUGCAGCGCUCCUAGUGGCCGGGGACUUUAAUGCAGGGAAACUUAAAUCCGUUCUACCUAAUUUCUACCAGCAUGUUAAAUGUGCAACCAGAGGGAAAAAAACUCUAGACCACCUUUACUCCACACACAGAGACGCAUACAAAGCUCUCCCUCGCCCUCCAUUUGGCAAAUCUGACCAUAACUCUAUCCUCCUGAUUCCUGCUUAUAAGCAAAAACUGAAGCAGGAAGCACCAGUGAUUCGGUUAAUAAAAAAGUGGUCAGAUGACGCCGAUGCUAAGCUACAGGACUGUUUUGCUAGCACAGACUGGAACAUGUUCCGGGAUUCUUCAGACAGCAUUGAGGAGUACACCACAUCAGUCACUGGCUUCAUCAAUUAGUGCAUCGAUGAUGUCGUCCCCACAGUGACCGUACGUACAUACCCCAACCAGAAGCCAUGGAUUACAGGAAACAUCCGCACUGAGCUAAAGGGUAGAGCUGCCGCUUUCAAGGAACGGGACUCUAACCCGGACGCUUAUAAGAAAUCCCGCUAUGACCUCCGACGAACCAUCAAACAGGCAAAGAGUCAAUACAGGUCUAAGAUUGAAUCAUACUACACUGGCUCUGACGCUCGUCGGAUGUGGCAGGGCUUGAAAACUAUUACAGACUACAAAGGGAAGCACAGCCGCGAGCUGCCCAGUGACACAAGCCUACCAGACGAGCUAAACCACUUCUAUGCUCGCUUCGAGGCAAGCAACACUGAAGCAUGCAUGAGAGCACCAGCUGUUCCGGAUGACUAUGUGAUCACGCUCUCCGUAGCCGAUGUGAGUAAGACUUUUAAGCAGGUCAACAUUCACAAGGCCGCAGGGCCAGACGGAUUACCAGGACGUGUACUCCGAGCAUGUGCUGACCAACUGGCAAGUGUCUUCACUGACAUUUUCAACAUGUCCCUGACUGAGUCUGUAAUACCAACAUGUUUCAAGCAGACCACCAUAGUCCCCGUGCCCAAGAACUCUAAGAUAACCUGCCUAAAUGACUACCGACCCGUAGCACUGACGUCUGUAGCCAUGAAGUGCUUUGAAAGACUGGUCAUGGCUCACAUCAACAGCAUAAUCCCAGGAACCCUAGACCCACUCCAAUUUGCAUACCGCCCCAACAGAUCCACAGAUGAUGCAAUCUCUAUCGCACUCCACACUGCCCUUUCCCACCUGGACAAGAGGAACACCUACGUGAGAAUGCUAUUCAUUGACUACAGCUCAGCAUUCAACACCAUAGUGCCCUCUAAGCUCAUCACUAAGCUAAGGAUCCUGGGACUAAACACCUCCCUCUGCAACUGGAUCCUGGACUUCCUGAUGGGCCGCCCCCAGGUGGUAAGGGUAGGUAACAACACAUCUGCCACACUGAUCCUCAACACGGGGGCCCCUCAGGGGUGCGUGCUCAGUCCCCUCCUGUACUCUCUGUUCACCCAUGACUGCAUGGCCAGGCACGACUCCAACACCAUCAUUAAGUUUGCCGACGACACAACAGUGGUAGGCCUGAUCACCGACAACGAUGAGACAGCCUAUAGGGAGGAGGUCAGAGAUCUGGCCGUGUGGUGCCAGGACAACAACCUCUCCCUCAACGUGACCAAGACAAAGGAGAUGAUUGUGGACUACAGGGAAAAAAAAGAGGACUGAGCACGCCCCCAUUCUCAUCGACGGGGCUGUAGUGGAACAGGUUGAGAGCUUCAAGUUCCUUGGUGUCCACAUCACCAACGAACUAUCAUGGUCCAAACACACCAAGACAGUCGUGAAGAGGGCACGACAAAGCCUAUUCCCCCUCAGGAGACUAAAAAGAUUUGGCAUGGGUCCUCAGAUCCUCAAAAAAUUCUACAGCUGCACCAUCGAGAGCAUCCUGACUGGUUGCAUCACCGCCUGGUAUGGCAACUGCUUGGCCUCUGACCGCAAGGCACUACAGAGGGUAGUGCGUACGGCCCAGUACAUCACUGGGGCAAAGCUCCCUGCCAUUCAGGACCUCUAUACCAGGCGGUGUCAGAGGAAGGCCCUCAAAAUUGUCAAAGACUCCAGCCACCCUAGUCAUAGACUGUUCUCUCUGCUACCGCACGGCAAGCGGUACCGGAGUGCCAAGUCUAGGUCCAAAAGACUUCUCAACAGCUUCUACCCCCAAGCCAUAAGACUCCUGAACAGCUAAUCAUGGCUACCCGGACUAUUUGCACUGCCCCCCCACCCCAUCCUUUUUACGCUGCUGCUACUCUGUUAAGUAUUUAUGCAUAGUCACUUUAACUCUACCCACAUGUACAUAUUACCUCAACUACCUCAACUAGCCGGUGCCCCCGCACAUUGACUCUGCAACGGUACCCCCCUGUAUAUAUAGCCUCCCUACUGUCACUUUAUUUUACUGUAUAUAUAGCCUCCCUACUGUCACUUUAUUUUACUUCUGCUCUUUUUUUCUCAACACUUUUUUUGUUGUUGUUUUAUUCUUACUUUUUUUGUUUAAAAUAAAUGCACUGUUGGUUAAGGGCUGUAAGUAAGCAUUUCACUGUAAUGUCUGCACCUGUUGUAUUCGGCGCAUGUGACCAAUAAAAUUUGAUUUGAUUUGAUUUGAAAUGCAUUCCAGGUGACUACCUCAUGAAGCUGGUUGAGAGAAUGCCAAGAGUGUGCAAAGCUGUCAAGGCAAAGGAUGGCUACUUUGAAGAAUCUCAAAUCUCAAAUAUAUUUUGAUUUGUUUAACACUUUUUUGGUUACUACAUGAUUCCAUAUGUGUUAUUUCAUACUUUUGAUGUCUUCACUAUUAUUCUACAAUGUAGAAAAUAAAAAAAUAAAGAAAAACCCUUGAAUGAGUAGGUGUGUCCAGACUUUUGACUGGUACUGUACUUGUGACGAUGUCACAGGGAAGGACACCACAAUGUUGUUGAGUGUUUCAAAUCAGCCGCGAUGGACACUCACGAUUUAUGAGCAUCAAUCGUAACAAGAUAUUAGGUGGAUAGUGGGAGAAAAUGCUGAACACAACCCUUUAAAUUAUGGAUGUUGGAAGGUGAUCUUUGAGAUGAAGACGAAUACAUGGAAUGUGUCCCAAAUGGCACCCUAUUCCUUUUAUAGUGCACUAACAGAGCUCCCUGGUCAAAAGAAGAGCACAAUAAAGGGAAUAGGGUGCCAUUUGGGACGCAACCUUGGAAUCUCAGAUAAAUCAGAGAAGCCGGCGGUCACCGUACUGUUGCCGGUCUUUUAUGGGAUGCGUCCCAAAUGGCUCCCUAUAGAUGAUGAAACAGAUGAUGGACAGUAGGGACCUGUUGUGAACUAUAUAGGGAAUAGGGUACCAUUUGGGACACGCAUGGUCUGCCUGACCCAUCUAGAGGAGCUUGAUUUCUAUUCUGAUUAUAGACAUGUCAGGUUGUUGGAACAGACUGAUGGAUGGUGGAGGGGAGUGGUCUGUCAGGUUUCCUACUGCUCUUUAUUUAUUACUAGCUUCUACUCUCCUAUUAUUUAUACCCCUUGUUGUUCUUUGCUUGAACAUAUUAUCUCAGGCAGGACUGAAAAUGGUAGGACGGGUAGAUUUAUGAUUUCUACCUACUCUCAACCUUGUCAAGUUCAAUGGUUUUUUUCUCCCUUCUCUGUGCUCCCUCCACCCCGCCUCCCUUUUUGACCUCUCCUCCCUUUUUGACCUCUCCCUCUCCAUCUCCCCUGUCUCUCAGGUGCAGUUCCAGUUCGUAUUGCUGACGGACACCUUGUACUCGCCGCUACCUCCGGAGCUUUCGCCCGCCGAGCUGGAGAAGGAGCGCGACUCACGCCCGUUCCCCCGCACUGUGGUGGCCGUGGAGAUACAGGACCUGAAGAACGGUGCCACGCACUACUGGUCCCUGGAGAAGCUCAAGUAAGACCAUGGGUCAUGUUCAUUAGGGCACACUAGCAAAACGUUUUGCAACACAAAAUUAAAAUUAGUUUCUUAUUGGGCAAUUCCAGGUAGUCCCUCCCUGUUUCAAUCCGUUUUCUUCCAUUUGGUACCUAAUGAAUACAGACGACCCUGGUCUCCUAAGGUACAGUUGAAGUCGGAUGUUUACAUACACCUUAGCCAAAUACAUUUAAACUCAGUUUUUCAGAAUUCCUGACAUUUAAUCCUAGUAAAAACUCCCUGUCUUAGUUCAGUUAGGAUCACCACUUUAUUUUAAGAAUGUGAAAUGUCAGAAUAAUAGUAGAGAGAAUGAUUUAUUUAAGCUUUUAUUUCUUUCAUCACAUUCCCAGUGGGUCAGAAGUUUACAUACACUCAAUUAAUAUUUGGUAGCAUUGCCUUUAAAUUGUUUAACUUGGGUCAAACGUUUCGGGUAGCCUUCCACAAGCUUCCCACAAUAAGUUGGGUGAAGUUUGGUCCAUUCCUCCUGACAGAGCUGGUGUAACUGAGUCAGGUUUGUAGGCCUCCUGGCUCGCACACGCUUUUUCAGUUCUGCCCAUACAUUUUCUAUAGGAUUGAGGUCAGGGCUUUGUGAUGGCCACUCCAAUACCUUGACUUUGUUGUCCUUAAGCCAUUUUGCCACAACUUUGGAAGUAUGCUUGGGGUCAUUGUCCAUUUGGAAGACCCAUUUGCGACCAAGCUUUAACUUCCUGACUGAUGUCUUGAGAUGUUGCUUCAAUAUAUCCACAUAAUUUUCCUUCCUCAUGAUGCCAUCUAUUUUGUGAAGUGCACCAGACCCUCCUGCAGCAAAGCACCCCCACAGCAUGACGCUGCCACCCCCGUGUUUCACGGUUGGGAUGGUGGUCUUUGCCUUGCAAGCUCUCCCCUUUUUCCUCCAAACAUAACGAUGGUCAUUAUGGCCGAACAGUUCUAUUUUUGUUUCAUCGGACCAGAGGACAUUUCUCCAAAAAGUACGAUCUUUGUCCCCAUGUGCAGUUGCAAACCGUAGUCUGUCUUUUUUAUGGUGGUUUUAGAGCAGUGGCUUCUUCCUUGCUGAGCGGCCUUUCAGGUUAUGUCGAUAUAGGACUCGUUUUACUGUGGAUAUAGAUACUUUUGUACCUGUUUCCUCCAGCAUCUUCACAAGGUGCUUUGAUGUUGUUCUGGGAUUGAUUUGCACUUUUCGCACCAAAGUACGUUCAUCUCUAGGAGACAGAACGCGUCUCCUUCCUGAGCGGUAUGACGGCUGCGUGGUCCCAUGGUGUUUAUACUUGCGUACUAUUGUUUGUACAGAUGAACGUGGUACCUUCAGGCGUUUGGAAAUUGCUCCCAAGGAUGAACCAGACUUGUGGAGGUCUACAAUUUUUUUUCUGAGGUCUUGGCUGAUUUCUUUUGAUUUUCCCAUGAUGUCAAGCAAAGAGGCACUGAGUUUGAAGGUAGGCCUUGAAAUACAUCCACAGGUACUCCUCCAAUUGACUCAAAUUAUGUCAAUUAGCCUAUCAGAAGCUUCUAUAAGCCAUGUCAUCAUUUUCUGGAAUUUUCCAAGCUGUUUAAAGGCACAGUCAACUUAGUAUAUGUAAACUUCUGACCCACUGGAAUUGUGAUACAGUGAAUUAUAAGUGAAAUAAUCUGUCUGUAAACAAUUGUUGGAAAAAUUACUUGUGUCCAGUUUUUAACUGGAAAUUGCCCAUUUACUUUGGAUGUUUAGAUGAUCAAUUACACGGGUUUCAAUUCACUUCCUGGAUUGAUUGAUUUGGAUUCAUAUGAUAUUGCCACAGCUUACCUGGAUUUUCAUGCCCACUUAUGAUAUCAGUGAUGCCAUCCAUCUUGGCAUCCUUAAGUGAGGUGUAUGAUAAAGGGUCCAGGGCCUAUAUUCAUAAAGCUCGCUGAUCUAGGAUCAAGUCACACCUGUCCAUAUACUAUUCAAUGUGAUCUAAAAGGCUAAACUGAUCCUAGAUCAGCACUCCAGUUAUAUUGAUGCUAUAUCUGAUCAACUAUAUGCAUUGAUUUUAACCUGACUCAAUUGAUCUCAAAACCCACAAUAAUAAAUGUGAAAAACCCUGCAAACUCCUCAUUGAUUGAUUUAAUUCUUACUAAUAACCCCAUACAUGUUUCUGUAGUGGUGUCUUUGCAUAUGAUCUCAGCGAUCAUUGUCCCAUAGUAUGCAUUAGAGUUACCAAACUGCAAAAUAUAAAUCCCUGUUUAAAUAAGAAGAUACAUUUUACAAACUUUACUCGUCAGGAGUUUGUACCCAACUUGUUCCACACUGAGUUAUCCACUAUAUCCUGUAUUCCAGACCCUGAGUUGUCUCUAAAACAUUUAUCCUCCAUUUUUGAUUGCAGAAUCAUUAACCCAUAUUUUUUACCUGACGAUUAUAUCUGGUACUAUCCCCAAGGUUUGGAAGGCAGCUCAUAUACUCCUCCUUCACAAAGGUGGUGACCCUUGUGACCUAAAUAACUAUUGCCCUAUUACAAAACGUUCUUGCCUAGCUAAAAUGUUAGAAUCCUUGAUUCAUUCUCAGCUAAGGUCUUAUCUUUUAAAUGUAUCAGUCAGAUUUUAGACCAGGUCACAGCAUCUCUGCUGGUUCACUGGUUAUAAAUGAUGGAGUAAAUUUUAAGGCAACAUUGUGCUGCCCUUUUUCAUUAACCUGUCAAAGGCCUUCGAUACUGUGGAUCACUCUACUAAUUCAAAGGUAGUCCGCAAUUGGCCUGAAUCAGGCUGCGCGUAAUUGGUUCAAAAAGUAGCUGACAGGCAGCACACAAUAAAGCAGGACACAAUAAUAACUCUGAUUUAAGCAUAUGUACUUUGGAUCGUGCCCACAUUGAUCGUGUCCCGACCUACAAAUAUCUGGGUAUCUGACUAGAUGAAAAGCUGUCUUUUUAAAAAGCAUAUUGAUCAGUUAGUUAAUGCUGAGAAUUAAAAUGGGUUUCUUCUAUAGUAGAAAGCAGAUCAUUCAGUUGACGUUCCUACCGGUCCUAGACUAUAGCGACAUUGUCUAUAUAUGAAUGCAGCUGCCACUUCAUUAAAGCCGUUAGAUGCAGUUUAUCAUAGCGCUCUAUGUUUUAUUACAGUUGACUAAUUUAGUACACAUGACUGCGUUCUCUACCAGAAGGUUGGCUGGCCCUCUUUGAUGUCACGUAGGUCGAUAUUUAUUGUGUAAUUACAGGGCUCAUUUGUAAAAGAGACCUUGGUCUCAACAUGACUCCCUGUCAAAAUAAAGGUGAAAAAUAAUAACAAACUGUUCACGCUACUGGGCUAAGCCGAACUGAGCCAAGCUUUACUGCGUUGGCCUGGUUACACAUUAAUCUACCAUAGUUGCUGGUCUGGAACAGUGCUGGAAAGGAAAAGGUGGAAAGAAAAUAAUCCAAGUGGAACUCUGAUGUGAUUGCAGGCAGAGGCUGGACCAGAUGAGAGAGAUGUACGACCGCGCCGGGGAAAUGGCUUCCUCCAAUCAGGACGACAACGACGGGGCUCUGACAGGAAAUGACCCGUUCUAUGACCGCUUUCAUUGGUUCAAAUUGGUGGGGAGGUACGUACGAUGCAACACUGGCUAUAACAAUUCCUUUGUUCAAUUUUUUUUGUUAGACUUCUAUUUGUUGAUUCUGCUAUCUUUGGUUGGGUGUUUUAGAUGUAAAGUAGUUGCUUUAUGGAGUUGAAAAGCAAAGCGGUUGGUUUUGUUUUGUGGACGGAUACCCUCAGCUGUUUUGAGGAGCUUUCAUGAAUAGUUCAUGAAAUGGAGUCCAUUUACACUUCCGUGAUUCCAUUAUUCAUUUUUAUGUCCCAGUGCUGUUGGAUUGAUUCAUUUUCUGUCCUUAUAGCCACAUGUUUUAAUUAUUUCAUAUCUUUCAAUAAGCAAGAUUCAUCUAUGUUUUAUGUUGGUAGCUACAUUCUGUGCCCUUAUAUAUUUGUUUUCUUUGUACCCUUAUAACAUUUCACUUUUCAGUUGUUAUUUUCAUUUGGUGAUUUUGUUUUUUCUCUUUAAUUUCAUUUUUAUCAAUGUCAUUUCAUGUAUAUGUCCUUGUUUUGUUACUAACCACUAUGUCUACGCCUUAUGUUUUUGUACAAAAACAAAUGUAACAAUUAUGUUUGUUCCUUGUGAUGUAGUGUUUCAGUUAAAUAAGACUAGUACUAGUCGUAAAGUUAACACUAGACUACUAACAAAUGUUAGUAAGCUUUUGUUCUUAUAAUUCAAAUGCUGGUUUUCGUAUUAACUUAACUUGAUCAAUAUGGACAAUGUGUCAACAAUAUACAUUUAACAUUUUAGUAAUUUAGCAGAUGCUCUUAUCCAGAGCGACUUACAGUAGUGACUGUAUACAUUUAACUUUUUCGUACUGGUCACACGUGGGAAUCAAACCCACAACCCUGGCGUUGCUAGCAACGUGCUCUACCAACUGAGACCAGUGUAUCCCUCUCCAACUGUGCACCAUGACAGACUUUAACCUUCAAGUCAGUCUUUCACAUUACAGUACAAUCCACUCAAGCCAAACUAUAACACUCUCCAUUGUUACCUUCACUUGGCUGCUUGCCUCCCUGCAUCCCAUCACCCUCCCUCCCUGUCCUCCCCUUGUACCCUUAGCUCCCCCAUCUUCCAUGGCUGCGUCAACGAGCAGCGGCUGGCCGACCGCACGCCCUCACCCACCUUCUCCACGGCCGACUCAGACAUCACAGAGCUGGCGGACGAGCGACAGAGCGAGAUGUCGGACUACUUGGAUGACGAGGCGUUCGUGGACGACACCAGCUCGGAUGCUGGCACCGAGGAGGGCUCGGAUAUCUUCAGCGACGGCCAGGAUCCCUUCUACGACCGCUCCCCCUGGUUCAUACUGGUGGGAAGGUUGGUGACCGUCCAUGAUGAUGAUGCUGAACCGCCAUGUUGGUCAUUUUGUGACCGUGUCACAUGUGACAUCACACAUGCUCUGGAAGAGGGGGAGGGGGAGAAGAGAGUGCUGGCUCAUUUCACUCAGGGGCAAAUACUAACUUAAACUUUAAUUUAAAUGUUCACUUAGUCCACAUACAGUGAGCUCCAACAGUAUUGGGACAGUGCAUUUGUUGUUGUUUUGACUCUGUACUCCAGCACUUUGGAUUAGAAAUGAUACAAUGACUUAGAUGCACAAAUAUCAUACUCCCCCAAAAGUGCUAACCUCUCCUGUUAUUGUAAUGGUGAGAUGUUAGCAUGUCUUGGGGGUAUGAUAUUUGUGCAUUUUGUAGUCACAAGCUUGAUGUAGUCAUUGCGUGCUAUGAAUAUGGGACCAAAUACUUAACUUUUUUUAUACUUUAAUACAAAUAUAAGUUAAUUUGUCCCAAUAAUUUUGGUCCUCUAAAAUGGGGGGAUUAUGUACAGAAAGUGCUGUAAUUUCUAAACAGUUCACCCAAUAUGGCAAAAAAUACCCUCAAAUUAAAGUUGACAGUCUGCACUCUAACCUCAUUGUAUCAUUUCAAAUCCAAAGUACUGGAGUACAGAACAAAAACAACAACAAAUGUGUCACUGUCCCAAUACUUUUGGAGCGCACUGGAAGUCGAAUUUUCACUUAGUCAUGCAUUUAGGCCCCAUAAGGUAGUUAGCGCUGUGAAGCGUAGCUUCGGUGGUACUAAAGGCGUCUUUUCUUAUUUGGCUGCCAUAUACGAUUCUAGUGCUGAUGAAAUAAUUGAAACGUAUUCCCACCCAUCAAAAUUGUCUUGUGUGUUGAGUAGUGAACUUACACCUCAAACGGUUGGGUUUUGCUAAUGUUAAUCAUGUCUCAUUCAUUGAAUUGAGUGCUCUGAACUGAGUGUUUGUGAGGUUGAAUGUGUAAUCAAGAGAAGUUUUACAACAUUUUCAGGCCAUGGAGGUUUUAGUCUGACACAACCUAUAAAACAAAUAAACAAGUUAUCAUUUAUUCAUACUGUGAGUCUCAAACAUCCACUCAGUGUCAAUGAUGCAAGGAUAUCUGAGACAUGUCUCCCUGGGUGCAUCCCAAAUGGCACCCUAUUCCCUAUAAAGUGCACUGCUGUCUUUAUUGCUGAUAAAAAAGUAGUGCAAUGUGUAGGGAAUAGGGUGCCAUUUGGGACACAGCCUUUUCUAUGUAUUGCAUUCUGCAAGAUGGUAGACUGAAAAGACUCAUGAUGUGUCACACUGCUAUGGAGCUGUGUCUUAUUUGUAAGGCCUCAUUUAGAAUCAAGGCAGGCAGGCAGAGUAGAAUAUUCUAGAAUAGAAUAGAGCCAGCACGUCAUCCUCCAGGUGUGUUGCUUCAACUGUAGAUAUAGAAUGUCAUUCUAUGACAUUCUAUUUCUAUGGCUUAAUACCUCCCUGCUCCAGGUGCCACCAUUCCCCGCUCCCGGGUGAAGUUUCCACUAUGUACAGAUCUAGGAUUAGCUUCCCCUCCCCCAAUCCCUAUUAGUGGAGAAAAUGCUAAACUGACCCAGUAUACAGUAGGGGCAACUUCACCCUACAACUCAUCUGUUUUUGUGGUAUCUGUAGUGGCUAAUUCAUUGUCUGUUUGUUUUGGUGAUUAUUAUUUUUCAUUUUCAUUACCUUAUUUUAUUAUUUUAUUAUUUUAAUUUUGUUUUUAUUUUAAUUGUAUUUUUCUUUGCUUUUUUUUUUCCGUCAAUGUCCAUAGUCAUAUUUAUUAACUGUGUGUGUGUGAUAAAAUGGCAAUGAUAUCAAUUACCCAUAUAAUAACAAUGAUGACAUUUAUAAUUGUAGUAGUGGAGGUGAUACUGAUUUGAUUGAUUUGAAAUUCAUAUUAAUGAUAUCAAGUAAAUAACCUUAGUGGUAAGAAAUACUACACGUAUUUAUAGUACAUCUGAAUAAACUCAGUCUGUAUUUGAGAUGUCAGAGCCACCGCAUCUAGUCUCAGGCAGCAUCCCAAAUGGCACCCUGUUCCCUACAUAGUGCACUACUUUUGACAAGGGCCCAUAGGGCUCUGGUCAAAAUUAGUGCGUGAGGUAGGGAACAGGGUGCCAUUUGGGAUGCAGACUCGGAGUCAGGCGGCAGAUCGAUGCAGGCCCAGCCAGUAUGUCCUGUUAACAGCUCUACCUGCGUCAUCAUGACUUCAGAUAUUUGAGCUACAUUUCUCCUCUCCUUUGCCUCAGCCUUGAGUUCUCCUGCACAGGGAGGGGGAGAGCGGGAUUGGAGAGUUAGGGCAUCGGGGGCGCUGCAAAUCAACCCCCACAACGCAAUAACACGUCAAUGUGUGACUAAAGCCCAUCGACAUAACAAGCGAGUCAGCUAUGGCUACUGCAUUUCAAUUGAUCUUCAUUUAGCUAGUAUUGCUGUUUUACCAUCCAACAACAUGGCUGAAAGAGAUUGGUUUCAUUUUUGCUGCAAUAUCAGUUGUCUAUUUUGAUUUCAGCAGUUUGUCUAUUUUGUGUGUUUGUCUAUUCUGAAAUAUCUAUUUUAAUUUGUGAUAAAAUGCAUUUCUCAGUUUAACAUAACAGCAAGGUUGCAUCCCAAAUGGCACCCUAUUCCCUAUAUAAUGCCCUACUUUUGACAAUGGCCCAUAGGGCUCUGGUCACAAGUAGUGCACUAUGUAGGAGAUAUGGUGCCAUUUGGGACACGGCCUCAAUCACUUCAAUGAUCGUCUGAUGAAUUUAACUAAAAUUGUGCCUCGCCCUUGCACGAAUGUCAAUUGAGUCAUUGCUAUCAGUCAUAGUGAUUGGUUAGUGGCUCAUUUAGAUCUCCUGUGGUUAUCAUAUUACACCCCUUCCAUGUGACUAGGAUGUCUUGUCACGACACAGAUGGCCCAAGCUUAACUUGUUUAGGGCCUGCUGUACUGUCAUUGAGUUGUGGUCAAAUUCAUUUAAAUAUCUAUUAAUUCACUAAGGGAUAAAUCCUAACUUCUGCUUCAGUAAAAUGUUCAGUUAGUUAGUUGACUUCAGUGGAUGUUAGGAAUGCCCCUAAAAGGUACUUGAAGAGCUACCUACAGUGAGGGAAAAAGAUAUUUGAUCCCCUGCUGAUUUUGUACGUUUGCCCACUGACAAAGACAUUAUCAGUCUAUAAUUUUAAUGGUAGGUUUAUUUGAACAGUGAGAGACAGAAUAACAACAAAUAAAUCCAGAAAAACGCAUGUCAAAAUUUUUAUAAAUUGAUUUGCAUUUUAAUGAGGGAAAUAAGUAUUUGACCCCUCUGCAAAACAUUACUUAGUACUUGGUGGCAAAACCCUUGUUGGCAAUCACAGAGGUCAGACGUUUCUUGUAGUUGGCCACCAGGUUUGCACACAUCUCAGGAGGGAUUUUGUUCCACUCCUCUUUGCAGAUCUUCUCCAAGUCAUUAAGGUUUCGAGGCUGACGUUUGGCAACUCAAACCUUCAGCUCCCUCCACAGAUUUUCUAUGGGAUUAAGGUCUGGAGACUGGCUAGGCCACUCCAGGACCUUAAUGUGCUUCUUCUUGAGCCACUCCUUUGUUGCCUUGGCCGUGUGUUUUGGGUCAUUGUCAUGCUGGAAUACCCAUCCACGACCCAUUUUCAAUGCCCUGGCUGAGGGAAGGAGGUUCUCACCCAAGAUUUGACGGUACAUGGUGCCGUCCAUCGUCCCUUUGAUGCGGUGAAGUUGUCCUGUCCCCUUAGCAGAAAAACACCCCCAAAGCAUAAUGUUUCCACCUCCAUGUUUGACGGUGGGGAUGGGGUUCUUGGGGUCAUAGGCAGCAUUCCUCCUCCUCCAAACACGGCGAGUUGAGUUGAUGCCAAAGAGAUCAAUUUUGGUCUCAUCUGACCACAACACUUUCACCCAGUUCUCUUCUGAAUCAUUCAGAUGUUCAUUGGCAAACUUCAGACGGGCCUGUAUAUGUGCUUUCUUGAACAGGGGCACCUUGCGGGCGCUGCAGGAUUACAGUCCUUCACGGCGUAGUGUGUUACCAAUUGUUUUCUUGGUGACUAUGGUACCAGCUGCCUUGAGAUCAUUGACAAAAUCCUCCCGUGUAGUUCUGGGCUGAUUCCUCACCGUUCUCAUGAUCAUUGCAACUCCACGAGGUGAGAUCUUGCAUGGAGCCCCAGGCCGAGGGAGAUUGACAGUUCUUUUGUGUUUCUUCCAUUUGCGAAUAAUCGCACCAACUGUUGUCACCUUCUCACCAAGCUGCUUGGCGAUGGUCUUGUAUCCCAUUCCAGCCUUGUGUAGGUCUACAAUCUUGUCCCUGACAUCCUUGGAGAGCUCUUUGGUCUUGGCCAUGGUGGAGAGUUUGGAAUCUGAUUGAUUGAUUGCUUCUGUGGACAGGUGUCUUUUAUACAGGUAACAAGCUGAGAUUAGGAGCACUCCCUUUAAGAGUGUGCUCCUAAUCUCAGCUCGUUACCUGUAUAAAAGACACCUGGGAGCCAGAAAUCUUUCUGAUUGAGAGGGGGUCAAAUACUUAUUUCCCUCAUUAAAAUGCAAAUCAAUUUAUACAAUUUUUGACAUACGUUUGUUUUAUGGAUUUUGUUGUUGUUAUUCUGUCUCUCACUGUUCAAAUAAAGCUACCAUUAAAAUUAUAGACUGAUCAUUUCUUUGUCAGUGGGCAAACGUACAAAAUCAGCAGGGAAUCAAAUACUUUUUUCCCUCACUGUACAUAAGGACUCCAUAACAUUGGCUAUUUAUAACCCAAUAGAUACAGAUAUGUUAUGUGCUAUGAACGUGUUAUGAACCCUUUAACUAAAUGUUACCGCCUUCAAGUUAAGAAAGUAAUAAAAUGUCCAUUUUUUUAUUGACUUAAAUAUAAAUUAAUUUGACCCAAGCCUUGUGAGACAAAAGCAGACCACAAUAGGGGCUUGUAGGGUCAGAUCUUCACCUCUCUCCCCCCUCCUUCCCCCCAUAGAGCCUUUGUAUACCUGAGCAACCUGCUCUACCCCGUGCCCCUGGUCCAUCGUGUCGCCAUAGUGACAGAGAAGGGCGACGUGCGCGGUUUCCUGCGUGUCGGUGUCCAAGCCAUCGCUGGUGAGUACUGUUCUAUCUACACACACCCUUUUUGACAAGACUCCUCAGACCUGGGCCUGUAUUCACACAGCGUCUCAGAGCAGGAGUGCUGAUCUAGGAUCUCCUGUACAUAUAAUCAUUAUCUAAAUGGCUAACUUAUCCUAGAUCAGCACUCUUACUCUGAGACACUUUGUGAAUUAAAUUGGUAUGUUAUAUAAUGUCACAUAAUUGUCCAGUCCUGCUCCUUGAGUAUGUAUCCAGGUAAAAUGUAACAGAAUGUGUGUAUAGAACGCGACAUGGCACCCUAAUCCCAGACAGCAUUCACUAAAACCACAACAAAACAAUUGUAUAUGAAAAUACCAGGUCUAACUCUACAAUGAAUCAGAUGACUGGAAUAAAUGUUCAAAGGCCUCAGAGAGAUUUCUAGCGACUGAGUGAGAGAAUUCCCAGAGUUGACUGCUUUGUGCUCUUUGAAGAGAUGAGUCUGCUCUUGUCAACACACCACGUUAAUAACUGGGGCUGACGAACACGAUGACAAUGACUUGUAUAAUGUGUCUUUGUAGCUGACGAGGAGGCCCCAGACUACGGGUCAGGAGUGAGACAGUCGGGAACUGCCAAGAUAUCCUUUGACGAUGAGUACUUCAAAAAGGUAAGGCCACGUAAGACGAGCUCAUUUAAAAAACUGUUAUGGCCGGUUUCCCCGAACACAUAUUGAGCCUAGUCCUGGACUCAAAAGCAUGUUCAAUGGGGAUUCUCCAUUCAAAGUUCUUUUUAGUCCAGGACUAGGCUUCAUCUUGUCUACUUGCAAUAUUCCAUACACCUUCCAAUACAUGUGUCUUUUGAUCAGAAACAUUUUCCCAGUGUUUUUUAAAAACGGUUUCACUACCAAAGCAGCUAUAUGCUAAUAUCUCUCUCUCUCCCUCUCGCUCUGUCUUUCUCUCACACUCUCCCUCUCUCUCUCUCCCUCUCUCUCUCUCCCUCCCUCCCAUCAGAAUGACUUUCCUUCCACGGUCAUGACACGCUCUGGCCUCUCUCUGGAGGAGCUGCGCUUCGUGGAGGGCCAGGGUCAGAGUUCAGAGAUCAUCACCCCCUCCGAGGAGCAGAACAGAAUCAAUGACAUGGGUAAGGAAGGAGAGACCAGCACAGCUCCAAGACCCUCACCUCUCCUCUCGUAAAUAUUAGGCCUACAUCUCGCUGGCCAAUGGCGUGAAUAGAGUGGGAAUUAAUAGUGGCAGACAGUGUUGUCCAUAGAUUAUUUUCUAGGUGGGGCUUUGCAAAGGCACCCAAAUUAACAACCAGGGCCUCUUAAACCAACAUUUUCAACCGAAUGUUUGUAGGCGGGGGAGGGGUGGAUGGCGUCCCGCCUCUACAAUGAUAGGGAAACACUGGUGGCAGAUGUUCUUAUUGAAGGUGGAGGAUGAAUUUAAGUAGUUUGAUACAAGUGUUGGAAAUGGCCUUCAGUCAUACAAAUCUAAUUGAUUUCAAUUACUAAAUGUCAUUGGCUUAUGUGAAACUGAGUCUAAUGUGACAUCUGGUUGGUGCAGUCAUAUUUAGUUUCCCUGCGAAGCAAUUUACAUUAGUCCACAUAAGCCAUUUGAUAGAAAAACAUGAUAAACUUUGACCAUAAACCUUCCUGUCAUUGUACACUUUAUUGAGCUUUUGAACUGUAGAUAAAGAGGGAAGGAGGAGAGGGAGAGAGAAAAAGAUGGAGGGAAGUAGAGAGAGUAGGUGUAGCAGUUAAAGCCGCUGUCUCUGGCACAUGUAUGGUCGCCCUGCCUGCGUUGGAUAGAAUCCCGGCCCCGUCAGCCUUCUCACCUCUGCAUCUCCCUUCCCCUUAUACCUGUCUCUAUCAAUAAAACAAUAAAGUCCUAAAAAAUAUUGAGGAUAACACAAAACAUUUUACAUUUUGUUUGUCUUGGUAUGCAUCUGUAUAUGUCCACUGCAUGUUCUAACCCUCUGCUGUGGGUGUUUUGUGACAGACCUGAAGCUGGAUCAAGGGAACUUGGUUGACCCUAAGCUCAGUCGCGGCGAAGGGCUGGCCGGCCAACUGGAGGUGGGCAGUAUCUUUACCUUCCGUGUGACUGUGCUCCAAGCCAGCGGCAUUCUCCCGGAGUAUGCUGACAUCUUCUGCCAGUUCAAGUGAGUCUGUCAGCUGUCAUCAGAUCACACAGGCCUUGGAGCACACGUGCACCGCUGCCAUACUGAUCUAGGAUCAGGGCUGUUGUGAAGUUGUCAAAGCAUGCGUAUACAGUCGUAUGAAAAAGUUUGGGCACCCCUCUGAGGCUGCAUAAUAAUAAUUGUCACAGAAAAUGAUCACAGUGGCAUGCCAUUCAUUUUCUAAUAAAAGCUGAGUACUGGGGUAUUGUCCAGACAAAGAUUUUUAGUGUAGCAAUAUUAAGUUGUAUGAAAUUAAAUCAGAUGUGAAAAAUAGGCUAUGCAAAAAUGUGGGCACCCUUGUCAUUCUGUUGAUUUGAAUACGUGUAACUACUUAGCACUGAUUAAUUGGAACACACAAUUGGUUUGGUGAGCUCAUUAAGCCUUGAACUUCAUAGACAAGUGCAUCCAAUCAUGAGAAAAGGUAUUUAAGGUGGCCAAUUGCAAGUUGUUGUUCUCUUUGACUCUCCUCUGAAGAGUGGCAACAUGGGGGCCUCAAAACAACUCUCAAAUGACCUGAAAACAAAGAUUGUUCAACAUUAUGGUUUAGGGGAAGGCUACAAAAAGCUAUCGCAGAGAUGUAAGCUGUCAGUGUCCACUGUGAGGAACAUAGUGAGGAAAUGGAAGACCACAGGCACAGUUCUUGUUAAGGCCAGAAGUGGCAGGCCAAGUAAAAUAUCGGAGAGACAAAGGCGAAGGAUGGUGAGAACGGUCAAAAACAGCCCACAGACCACCUCCAAAGACCUACAACAUCAUCUUGCUGCAGAUGGUGUCACUGUGCAUCGUUCAACAAUUCAGCGCACUUUGCACAAGGAGAAGCUGUACUGGAGAGUGAUGCGGAAGAAGCCUUUUCUGCACACACGCCACAAACAGAGUCGCUUGAGGUAUGCAAACGCACAUUUGGACAAGCCGGCUUCAUUUUGGAAUAAGGUGCUGUGGACUGAUGAAACAAAGAUUGAGUUAUUUGGUCAUAACAAGGGGCGUUAUGCAUGGCAGCAAAAGAACACAGUGUUCCAAGAAAAACACUUGCUACCCACAGUAACAUUUGGUGGGGGCUCCAUCAUGCUGUGGGGCUGUGUGGCCAGUGCCGGUACUGGGAAUAUUGUUAAAGUUGAGGGUCGCAUGGAUUCCAAUAUCAGCAGAUUCUUGGGAAUAAUGUUGAAGAAUCAGUCACAAAGUUGAAGUUACGCCGGGGAUGAAUAUUUCAACAAGACAACGACCCAGAACACUGCUCAAAAUCUACCCGGGCAUUUAUGCAGAGGAACAAGUACAAUGUUCUGGAAUGGCCAUCCCAGUCCCCAGACCUGAAUAUCAUUGAGAAUCUGUGGGAUGAUUUGAAGUGGGCUGUCCAUGCUCGGCAACCAUCAAACCUAACUGAAGUGGAGAUGUUUUAUAAGGAGGAAUGGUCCAAAAUACCUUCAUCCAGAAUCCAGACACUCAUUAGAGGCUAUAGGAAGUGUCUAGAGGCCGUUAUUUUAGCAAAAGUAGGCUCUACUAAAUAUUGAUGUGAUUUUUCUGUUGGGGUGCCCAAAUUUAUGCACCUGUCUAAUUUCGUUUUGAUGCAUAUUGCAAAUGUUCUUUUAAUCCAAUAAACCUAAUUUCACUACUGAAAUAUUACUGUGUCCAUCAGUUAUUUGAUAGAUCAAAAUGAAAUUGCUGAUCCAAACACCCAAUUAUUUAUAAAUGGAAAUCAUGGAAAUUGUCAGGGGUGGGCAAACUUUUUCAUACGACUGUAUAUACUGUAUAUGGAACAGAAGUACUGAUAACACUUUACUUAAGGCUGACCGGUAUAAUGGUUUAUUACUUGUUAUAAGCAUGUAUGAUCCUGUAUGAUGUCUUAUUAAAAGGCUUUUAUAAUAUGUUAUAAUGCUUAUAUAUGUUAAUAUAUACCAAAUUCAAAAUGGCUGUUAUUUAGUCAGGAUCAUUAUCAUACCUGUUGGCUUUAAUUUGUAUAAACCUUUUAGUAACACUUUAAUUAAAUGUACAGUAUUAUUAUUAGUAGUAGUAAUAAUCAAGCGUCAUCUGUUGGAUCCUCAGUUUCCUCCAUCGUCACGACGAAGCCUUCUCCACAGAGCCUCUAAAAAACACUGGGAAAGGCACUCCUCUGGGCUUCUAUCACGUCCAGAAUGUGAGUACACACACACAUACACAACACGCACGCUCACGCACACACCACACAAACAUCUCACACACACAAAGGUAUAGAAAUAUGACCCAAAGCUGAUUCAUUUUCCCACACCCUCCUGUUGUGUAGAUUUCAGUGGAGGUGACUGAGUCGUUCAUUGAGUACAUCAAGACCAAGCCCAUCGUGUUUGAGGUGUUUGGUCACUACCAGCAGCACCCUCUGCACCUGCAUGGUCAGGACCUGAUAAGGUAGGUUGAAUGGUCACGUGCCCACAUACAGUAUACUCCAGGGUGAAGUUUUCCCUAGAUACAGAUCUAGGAUCAGCUUCCCCUCCCCCAAUCCUAUAGGGGAAAAUGCUAAACUGAUCCAAGAUCAGCAUCUAGGAGCUACUUCAUGCUACACCCCCACAUACCUUUAUUAAUGAUUAAUUGGUAAUGAUGGGUAGUCUAGUAGUAAAGUACGGCCCACACUCAACUGUCAAUUGGUUAACAAGGUCUUUUGCUACUGUAGUACUACAUAAUUUUUUUCCAGACCAGCACACCAUGAAUUAAUUCGAAUUCAAAAGGCUUUGUCUAUCAAAUUAACAUUAGCCAAAAAACAUCACAUUAAAACCUCUAGUAAUGACAUCAAACAAAAACAUCCAAAAAGCAAUUCAAUUCAAAAUACUAAAUGUGUAGUGUUGUUGUUUUUUUUGUUUUUUUGUUUGUAGUCCUCCUCAGACUGCCAGGAAGUACUACCCUAUUCCAAUGCCCCUGUCUAAGCCAGGUAAGGAUUCUACAGGUACCACAUCGACAGUAUCGAUAGAAAUGUGUGAACAGCAUUGCAGCAAAUCAUGCCAUCCCUUUAUCCAUUUUUUUUUUAAAUUGCCAUCACACUGUAUAUCCAGUCACAACUGCAUGUCUCAUAUUUUCCCCUCUUUCUUUCUUUCCUUUUUUUUUUCCUUUUUGUUUUAUGACCCGUUUCCUUGUCACUACUCGCCCACACCCUCCAUUUGUCCUUCCCAUCCAACUCAAUCCAUAUCCAUCUCUAAUUUCGCUCUCACAAACUCUCUCUUCCACUCACCCACAUUUUUCUUACUCCCUCUCUCUUCCAUUCACUCCCACCCCUACGCCCUAUGACCAACCCUUCACCCUGUCUCAGACCACGCCCGUAAAAUAGAGUUGAUUCGCUACCUGAUGACUGGCUCCGUGCCCGGCCAGGUGCUGGACACACUGUCCGAGCAUGCCAAUGCCCUGGCAUCCACGGCAGUGGCCAGCCUGGAGGACGGGGCAGACCAGCUCUCUCACUUCCCCUUCCUUCCCAUGCCCACCAGCCCCGUGCUGACUGUGCCCAGGCACCAUGGUUGGUACAGCGGGCAUUAGAACCGUGAGAGUAGUAGCUGGUAGUAGCAGCCGUAUGCGCUGUACUAAGCCUGGUCCCAGAUCUGUUUGUGCUGCAUCGACAACGACCAUAGGAGAGUUGACUAUAUACACACAAACAGAUGUGGAAUCAGGCUACUUUACUGUAGCCCUGUGCUGUGCUUUUGUCGUGCUUUGUCUACUGGCUGUAGUUGGCAUAGGCCAGUGUGGUUCAGUGAUCUGGUGCAUCCUAGUUUUGUUUAGCCCAAUUCUAGUCCUAGUCCCCUCCAUUGUCUCUCACAGACCAACCAGCCACAUACCUUUUACUUUUAAGGCUGGGAAUUACCAGGGACCUCACGAUACGAUAUCACCAUACUUAGGUGCCGAUACGAUAUGUAUUGGGAUUCUCAUGAUUCUAUAUGUAUUGCGAUUCGAUACUGUGAUUUUAUUGCAAUUUGAUGUUCCAAACAUAUUACUCACUAUAUGUCUGCUGCAGAGAGAUGAGACAGCAUGAGAAUACAGGCCUAAAGCCAUUUGGGCUGUAGUUCCAUUACCUAAACACACACAAACAGAAAAACAAAUGUUUCCUUUGAACAAUCUCUGACAUUGUUGAGUGAAUAGUUGAAUAGCAAAUCUCUAUCUGCUGUAGAGGAAUGAUGCUGUUAAAAGCAGAGGUAAUCCUGAUGUGGCAGGUUGAUAACUCAGCAGGAUACAGCUUCUAAUGUGUAAUCUGUGAUUUUGCCUCCCAACGGCCCCUAGUGUAGAGCUUGUAUAGAAUUGAGAGUAUUGUAAUUGCCUUUGAACAUGCAGUGUUGUUGUAGUGUCACUCCCUGAUAGUAUUUAAAUGGAGAUUGCAGUGUUCCCGGCUUAAUUCAAUUGUAAUGGAUUUAGAAUUGGACAGUUGUUUUGUACCUUGCGAAAUAAGCCCUUUGAGUACAGUAAGGAGUAUUGAUUAGUGAAUGUUUACAGGCUAAUAAUAACACAUUAUUGUGUUACAGUAGCUACCGCAUGUAAUCAUCACUAUCCGUUUAACCAUUGUUUACGUACGCCACAUCUCCAAGAAAAAAGUGUGUAAUAGUACUGUACAUGAUCAUCCUCCCUUUUCAUAUUUAUUUUUCCAAGAAAUGCAGUGUUCAUGUUUCUCUCUCGAGUUUAUUUCAGCAGCCCCCUCUGUUACCACAUGCUGUUGAGAUUGUCUAAUGGGUUUGUGUGCGUGUGUCUCACGCUCGCUCUCUCUCUCUCUGUCGCUCUCUGUCGCUGUCUCCGUGUGUGUUUCCCCCCCCAGUUCCAGCGACCAAGCUCAACACCAUCAGCAAGUCCAACCUGGGCCAGUGUGUGAGCAAGUACGACCUGCUGGUGUGGUUCGAGAUCAGCGAGCUGGAGCCCACCGGAGAGUGAGUGUCCAAGUCUGCACGCACUCAUGGUCGCAUGCACACAUGGGCACACAAACACAGGGGUUUGGCUAUUCCAGACUUAUGUUUGUCCUGGCUUCUUCCCGUAGGUACAUACCAGCUGUGGUGGAUCACAGUGGAGGACUGCCCUGCCAUGGAACCUACCUACUGCAUCAGGUACAGUACAGUGACCCCUCAGGGCCCAUAUUCAUAAAGUGUCUCAGCGUAGAAGUGCUGAUCUAGUAUCAGUUUUGCCUUUUUGAUCAUAAUGAAUAAUAUUACGUGGACAGGGGGACCUGAUCCUAGAUCAGUACUCCUACUCUUAUGGAUAUGGGUCCUGGACAACACCCUUAUUAACUCAUACUGCGAUGUCUCAAGUCACUCUGGACAUAUUAGCACUUUGCCUAUGUAUCUCCAAUCUAUUUGAUCUUCUCCUAAACUAACAAACUGAGAGCUGUACAUGAAUUGUACAUGUAUGGUACAUAAUUCUACAUGUAUGCUAUUUUGUACAUUUCAACUGCUCAAAUGCUACAUAAAAGUACUGUACAUUUGAUAUUGUACCAUUGUGAUUAUAGUAGUGAUUUGACUGUUGAUGAUGCUAUCGAUGUUGAUAUUGACUAUUGACACGUUCACGGUCAUUGUGUCUGGCCUACUGUGAUACUGACUGAUACGGUUUGCUUGUGCUGCAGGGGAUCCAGCGCCGGAUCACCGUCACUCUCAUCCACGAGAAGGGCAGCGAGCUCCACUGGAAGGACGUGCGUGAGCUGGUUGUUGGUGAGUGCUUCAAAAUAAAGGCAAUACACUAUCCAACUGAAUGAAUGAAUUGUAUUUGACAAAUGUAAAAUACAUGUGGAGUUGCCUCAGCUAUGUGAGUACCACAAUACACAACUGGCCUUGCCUUUUUGUGGAGAGACCAUUUAGCUGGAAUUCAGUUUUACAAUGGUCCCAGACAAGAUCAUUGAAAAGGGGCAACUAUUUUAAAUUAUGUCCAAAUAAACUGAAAGAAAAGCUAUUCAUAAAAAUAAAUACAAGAUCACUUCAUGAAUUGACUGAUUUUAAUUCCAAUUGACCCCAACCCCGAUUUCUGACGACGCUACCGGAGAGACAGAACUUCAUCAUCAUGACAACAUCCUGUGUUGCUUGCUUCCUUAGGUCGGAUCAGGAACAAGCCAGAGGUGGACGACUCGGCAGCAGAUGCCGUCCUGUCCCUCAACAUCAUCUCGGCCAAAAAUAUCAAAUCAUCCCACAACGCUAACAGGUACGCCAGUAGCACCAUCAGCUUGCGUUAGCUCCCAAAGCGAAUGCCUAGGCUUUAGCUCAUCGUGUGGAGGGUGCAGGCAUAGAAGAUAAUCAUACAAUAUAAGAGUAUUAUAUCCAUACAAAUCUUUAUAUAAAUGUUCUUAUAGGGUCGUUAUCCCAGAUACAGAUUAUGCCUACUCCUGGACUAAGAAGUAUGUUCAAUGGAGAUUCUCAAUUAAAAGUGCCUUUGUAAUCCUCUGUAGCUCAGCUGGUAGAGCAUGGCGCUUGUAACGCCAAGGUAGUGGGUUCGAUCCCCGGGACCACCCAUACACAAAAAUGUAUGCACGCAUGACUGUAAGUCGCUUUGGAUAAAAGCGUCUGCUAAAUGGCAUAUUAUUAUUAUUAUUAUAAUCCAAAACUAGACUCUGUGUCCGAGAAACCGGACUAUAGUGUAUUUAUAUAGUAGUCUAGGAAUUCUAAUUAUAUAUUAUUACAUCUUUGUUGUACUGUAUAGUAAAAUGAAUACAGAAAUAUGGUAAUGAUAUUGAAUUGGCAUUCUGUGAAAAGUAGAAACGGCAUCCAACGGAGAACAAUGUAUUUUCAUCACACCAUCAACGGGUCACGUAAUAUUUAAAGUGUGUGAAAUAUCAUUGCAAUCUUGUUUAGUUUUUUGAGAACCGAUUUAUUUUUGAGAACCGAUUUAAGAAGGUGACAGGAUCUUUUUUCUACGACAUAAUCAUUGACAUAUACAUCAAAAAUUCACAACAUAAUACCAGUUUUGUUAUUCAUAACAGAAUAACUGUGUCCAUGUAGUUUCAUUAGAAGGAAUCGUCACUUUCUUUCAAGGUUGCCUUUCCUGGCUAGAAGAGACAGCAGAAAUGAUGGAAUUUCCCAUUUCAGUGUUGUGCGCAUAUGAGCUCAGGCAUUGCAUGUAUGUACACAGACAUCAUUGCAUGUGGGCAAUCACAUUCAUUUCCAGUGCUAACAUUUUGCUCUCUUUCUUGAUUUGCUCCAUUGUUUCUGUUGCUUGACUCUCUGCGUUCUUUCUCUUCUUUUUUCUUUUUUUUCUCCUGCUGCGGCUGGACUCUUGAUUUUGCUCAGGCUGUGUCUUGAUAAGGAUAUUGCUAGGUACCAGCAACCAGGGAACAUAAAGCCUCUUCUCUGAAAUAAGCUUUAUGGCUCUCUUUGGCUUUUUAUAGAAAUUGGGGUAUAUCCUAACUUGCAUUUAAAUCAAAGUUGUUACUUAGUCAUGCAUUGAUGUCAAUGGGAAUUUAGGAUUUGCCCCUUAGCCUGUAGUAAUAACUCUUAAUUUGUGUUCUCUUGUCUUACACCUUUUGAUAUCACCCCCAUUGGUAAAUAUCCUUCUAGCCAGUACAAACCUAUUAGCUUGGAAUUGUUAUUUUCUAGAGCUCUUUGAUUGCCCUCAUCUGUCAAUUAAUCACAUUGUAAAACGAAGAAGGUUUCAUCCUUUAUCAUGGCUAUCAUAGCCUAUCAUUCACGCUUUUGAUAACUGAGGCUUUUCUGACUUUGGAAAAGGUCACACUGCUAAUUUCUUCUGUCUUGCACAAGAGCAAUAGGAAUCUAAAGACGAAUGACUGUAAAACAUGCUAUCCUAUGGCUUAGUGGUGACUUUUCGGUAUCACUCCAUAUGCAAGCUUAGCUACUAGCUAUUAAACGUCCUUGUAGCAUGCUCUACUAGUCUAUUACACCUGCGUAGCGUCUGUGUCAGCCAUCGUGAGUCAUAGAGGGAUGAGGGCAGGGUCAGGCGAGAAAAGGGAAGAGAGUGCCCCCUGGUGGUUAGUAGAGAGACAGUUUGUACAUGAGUUGUGAAAAAUACACCUUCUUCCUCUACUUUCAUUGGAAACCAUUGGUCUGUUGCUCAUUGACGGACCCCAACAAAGUCAAUUAAUAAAACUUUAUUGUCCCCAGAGGGAAAACAAGUAAAAAAUAUAACACAGUUGUCACAAACGAGUAGGUGCAGCACAUAUUUACAUUGACAUUUUAGUAAUUUUGCAGUUACGCUCUUAUGCAGAGCGACUUGCAAUCAGAGCCAUUCGUUAUUUUAAUCAACCGCACAAUCUGACUGUGGAGAUGGUGACAUUUUAAGAGUAGAAGUACACAGUGGAAUGAACCCUUCCGUAAAUGAGGUGUCCCCACUCCAAUGUGCAUCCCAAAUGGCACCCUAUUCCCUGUUUAGUGCACUAUAUAGGGAAUAGGGUGCCAUUUGGGACACAAACCUGGUCCUCAAUGGUGGAGGUGUCUGGCGUGUCUGCUGACUUUCUCCCUCUCUAGCGCUCUAUAGAUCAUGUAUUGGUCUGGGAGUCAACUCAACUCAACUGGUGACCCAGGUCUAAAUCAGUGACUUUAAAAGGCAAGAUGCCUGUUGGUUAGUCUCUGCUAAUGUAGCAUGCUUAAUUUUCCCUCAUAGGAAUUCAAUGGGCCCUUAUCUAUAAAAUGCUUAAGCACUCAAAGCUCUUGACAAGCUUUUCACACUCGUGUUGUAGCGUGACACCUGCUCAAGGCGUGCGUGCUGUUUAGGUCACCUCCCAUGCGUUUUCUCACACCUAGUCGUCACCAGGACUGCAUGUGUGUAGGAGUGCUUUCCCUUCAACAACCUCAGUUGAGGGAUUAAUUGGUGUGUCAUAUAAUGCUUAGAAUCCAGUAUUAUCCCCUCUUCAAUUCAAGUCAAUUUUAAUAAAGCUUUAUUUUCCCCUCAGAAGCAGUUAGAAAAAGCAAGUUAGGUUACAAAUAUUAAAUAUUAACAUUUGUACCGUAUCUCUGGGCUCUAUUUUCAACUCUAGUAUAUGCUUGGGUAACAGUUGGGGAGAGGGAGCAGUAGAUAACACUCAGUUACUUCAGUUACUCCCCAUGGUUACUUAUUAACUUCCCAUAAUAUGUGGCUGGUUGUGUCCACAUGCCAUACAGACCUUUGUCUAUUACGACAUUAUGUUCUGGUAACAUUUCCAAAGUAGUUUCAAAAUACUACUAGCAUUAUCAUAGCAAUAGUUGAUGUGUAAUAUGGCUACCUGAAUUGACCACAACCCGGGUGAUUUUUCUCUAACCUUCAGUGUGUAGACUACUCGGCUACAUCAGGCUAUAUUAUGAACUGUUGGUUGCUUACUCUCACACCUCUAUUGUGAUAUAAAGGAGAGAACCUUGCAGGAACCAUAACCAGCCUCAUUGUGACACUGAACAGCCAUUUUAGAAAUCUCCCACAAAGUUGAAAUGAUCCACCAGGGUGCGUCCAAAAUGCCGCCUAUUCCCUAUACAGUGCACUACUUUUAGCCAGAGCCACAGGCACCCUAUUGCCUAUAAUACACUACUUCUAGUGCACAAAAGUAUUGUGCUUUAUAGGAAAUGGGUUGUCAUUUCAGACGUAGCCCCAGAGUCUGUAAACGUGGAGAUAGUAACUGACCUCUUUCGUCUUUCCCUCUCAGGACCUUCUACAGGUUUGAGGCUGUGUGGGACAGCUCUCUGCACAACUCCCUCCUGCUCAACCGAGUCACUCCCUACGGAGAAAAGAUCUUCAUGACCCUGUCUGCAUACCUGGAGGUCAGCCCUGUCUGCCAUUUUGAUUUUACUGUAAUCAACAACCUAGGGAAUCCUGUCUCAAUAAUGAAUUGGAAUUGUGUAAUUGUGUAUUAAUAAAACAUAAUCUGCUGUCUCUAGGCCUACUGUUUAGGAUUUAGGGAUUUUAGGAACACAUUAAACGAUAUCUAGAAUAGAUAAAUGUCAAGGACACUUGUAGGUUAAUCAAACUUAUAAACAUGUACUACUACAAUACAGAUAUUCUGAUGGGGCCAUACUUAAAAGGGCCGCAUACAUGUGAAUAAGGAUGUAUUGUGAAUAAGGAUGUAUAACAGCCCCAUAAGCACUACAUACAGUAGUGUUACAGUAUCCACUCCAGUCAUUUAGUGUUCACAGUAUGGACUGACCCUCUGCACUGAGGAGCUUGAGUGCUAACAUGCUUACCGUUUCUCCACUCCACAGCUCGACCACUGCAUUCAGCCUGCCAUUAUUACCAAAGACAUCUGCAUGGUCUUCUACUCCCGAGAUGCCAAGAUCUCCCCUCCCCGCUCCCUGAGGAACCUCUUUGGAAGCGGCUACUCCAAGACCCCUGACUGGUAAGGCAUCUGACAGUCAUUUUGUGUCCAUCUUCUAUAUGACUUGUAGACAGCUGUCAGAUAUCUAUGUUAACAAAUAAGCAGCUGUCAGCCAUUUUGUGUCCACCCUUUAUAUGACUCAUAGACAGCUGUCAGAUAUCUCUGUUGAAAAAUAAGUAGCUGUCAUCCAUUUUGUGUCCACCCUUUAAAUGACUCCAGUAGAGGCUGCUUAGGGGAGGACAGCUCAUAAUAAUGGCUGAAACGGCGCAAAUGGAAUGGCAUCAAACACAUGUGUUUGACAUAUUUUAUACCAUUCCACUUAUUCCGCUCCAGCCAUUACCACGAGCCCGUCCUCCCCAAUUAAUGUGCCACCAACCUCCUGUGUAUGACUCAUACACAGCUGUCGGAUAUCUAUGUUGACAAAUAAUCAGCUGUCAGCCAUUUUGUGUCCAGCCUUAAGAUACAACCUUGAUGAACAACGCCCUAAUAUAACCUCUUGUGUUCCGUAUUACAGCAACAGAGUGACUGGCAUCUAUGAGCUGAGCUUGUGCAAGAUGUCUGACACAGGAAGCCCAGGUUAGUGCAAUCUCUCUCUCGCUCUCUCUCUCACUCUGUGUGACAUCUCGAAACACUUAUGUUGAUAUUCGAAUAAAAGCACAGUUGGUAGUUAGCCUAUCUAUGAACCCAACUUAAUAGCACAGAGGUUGGCUAAAAUAUACCCCCCAAACAUACUCCUCUCCACUCCCCUGUUCUCCAUAGCGCUUGUGUGUGCUUGGUAUAAGUCCAGACAAACAGUUGUGUAUUGAUAUAACAGCCACCCUCAGAGGGAGUGACUUUUCUACUUUUGUAUGUCUUUGUCAGAGCUGGUUUAAAUUCAUGACAGGAUCCAAGCUGUCUGCCUGCUCUCUCUCUCUAUAGCUCUGUCUCUCUCGCCCACCUCUCCCCCCUUCCACUCUAUACUGACAAGUGCGUGUUUGUUUGCUACUCAGGUAUGCAGCGGAGGAGGAGGAAGAUUCUGGACACGUCUGUGGCCUAUGUCCGGGGAGAGGAGAACCUGGCUGGCUGGAGGCCCAGAGGAGACAGCCUCAUCUUGGAGCACCAAUGGGAGCUGGAGAAAAUGGAGCAGCUGCAUGAGGUGACUAGGCACUAUGAGAGCGUUGAGGGCAUAGGGAAGCCUGGAAUGGCAACAACAAAAAAAGUAUAUGUAGUGCCCUACUUUAGACCAGAGCCAUAUUCCCUAUAUAAUGGCUUAUUUUUGCUAGAGCCCUAUGUCCUGUAUAAUGCAUUACUUUUGACCAAAGCCCUAUUCCCUGUAUAGUGCACAAUUGAAUCAAAUUAAUGUAAAACUCUCUCACUCUUCAUUGCUUUUCCUUCCCCCUCCAGGUGGAGAAGACGCGUCACCUGCUGCUGCUGAGAGAGAAGCUGGUGGAGACUGCUCCAGCUACAGGCCCUGGGGGGCCCACCAGCAAGUCCCUGAGCGAGUCACUGUCCCCUAGCAUGAGCAGUGGCACCCUGAGCACCUCCACCUCCAUCUCCUCCCAGAUCUCCAGCACCACCUUCGAGAGUGCCAUCACACCCAGCGAGAGCAGUGGCUACGACUCGGCCGACAUCGAGAGCCUGGUGGACCGCGAGAAGGAGCUGGCCACCAAGGUGAGGAGGGAGGGAGGACAGGAGAUGGGGAAAAAAAGAUCAUUUGAUAAAAGGGCUGAAAUGGGGAGGGAUUAACCUGAACUUGUCCAAUAAGAAACACUUGUUUUCAGUGCUACGGUUUGCUACAGUGUGCACUAAUAAAUACACCCCAGGGUUAUAUUCAUUAGGGCAUGCAACAGAAAAAAAGUCCCAAGUAAUCCCUCUCUGUUCCAGUCCAUUUUCUUCCGUUUGGUGCCUAAUGAAUAUGACCCUGCUUUAAUGGUUCACAUACUGUACCUGCUAAAGAUGUACUGCACAUGGUCCCCAACAAAGAAAUGAGAAUAAAACCAUAUGGGGUGUUCCAGAAAGCCGGGUCAAUAAGUUGGCCAGCUAACUGACCUAAAUACAGUGCAUCUGGAAAGUAUUCAGACCCCUUGACUUUUUCCACAUUUUGUUACGUUGCAGCCUUAUUCUACAAUGGAUUAAAUUGUCCCCCCCCCUUAUCAAUCUACACAGAAUACCCCAUAAUGACAAAGCAAAAACAGGUUUUUAGACAUUUCUGAAAAUGUAUUAAAAAUACAAAAUGGAAAUAUCACAUUUACAUAAGUAUUCAGACCCUUUACUCAGUACUUUGUUGAAGCACCUUUGGCAGCGAUUACAGCCUUGAGUCUUCUUGGGUAUGACACUACAAGCUUGGCACACCUGUAUUUGGGGAGUUUCUCCCAUUCUUCUCUGCAGAUCCUCUCCAGCUCUGUCAGGUUGGAUGGGGAGCGAUGCUGCACAGCUAUGUUCAGGUCUCUCCAGAGAUGUUCGAUUGGGUUCAAGUCCGUGCUCUGGCUGGGCCACUCAAGGACAUUCAGAGACUUGUCCCAAAGCCACUCCUGCGUUGUCUUGGCUGUGUGCUUAGGGUCGUUGUCCUGUUGGAAGGUGAACCUUCGCCCCAGUCUGAGGUCCUGAUCUGGAGCAGGUUUUCUCUGUACUUUGCUCCAUUCAUCUUUCCCUCGAUCCUAACUAGUCUCCCAGUCCAUGCCGCUGAAAAACAUCUCCACAGCAUGAUGCUGCCACUCCAUGGUCUGAGAGUCUUUAGGUGCCUUUUGGCAAACUCCAAGCGAGCUGUCAUGUGCCUUUUACUGAGGAGUGGCUUCCGUCUGGCCACUCUACCAUAAAGGCCCGAUUGGUGGAGUGCUGCAGAGAUGGUUGUUCUUCUGGAAGGUUCUCCACAGAGGAACUCUGGAGCUCUGUCAGUGACCAUCGGGUUCUUGGUCACCUCCCUGACCAAGGCCCUUCUCCCCCGAUUGCUCUAGGAAGAGUCUUGGUGGUUCCAAACUUCUUUCAUUUAAGAAUGAUGGAGGCCACUGUGUUCUUGGGGACCUUCAAUGCCAUUUUUUGGUACCCUUCCCCAGAUCUGUGCCUCGACACAAUCCUGUCUCGGAGCUCUACGGACAAUUCCUUCGACCUCAUGGCUUGUUUUUUGCUCUGACAUGCACUGUCAACUGUGGGACCUUAUAUAGACGGAUGUGUGCCUUUCGAAAUCAUGUCAAUGAAAUUUACCACAGGUGGACUCCAAUCAAGUUGUAGAAACAUCUCAAGGAUGAUCAAUGGAAACAGGAUGCACCUGAGCUCAAUUUUGAGUCUCAUAGAAAAGGGUCUGAAUACUUAUGUAAAUAAGGUAUUUCUGUUUAUUUUAUUUUAUAUACAUUUGCAAAACUUUCUAAAAUCCUGUUUUUGCUUUGUCAUUAUGCGGUAUUGUGUAUAGAUUGAUUAGGAAAAAAAUAAUUUUAUCCAUUUUAGAAUAAGGCUGCAAUGUUACAAAAUGUGGAAAGAGUUGAGGGGACUGAAUACUUUCCGAAUGCACUGUAUGCUAACAUUUUGGAAAUAUAAGCUUGAGAUUGCCACGAUAUAAUUGUCUUAACAGCUAAUAAUGAACCAGAUAAUUAAAGAGUUAUAGCCUGCUUUCUCGACCAGCCCACUGGUUUGUUGUGAAUCUCAGCCCAGCGCUGGAAUAACUCAUAGUAGAAAACUGUAUUAUCCCUCAAGGGGAAAUUGGUUUUGCGGCAGAAUCAUAUCCAUAAAGUUAACAACAGACAUUUCAGAACGAUUAGGACACAAUGUACACAACAUAACAUGCACCAUAUUAUCUGUUGUCCUGUAGUGCCUCCGCCUUCUGACCCACACCUUCAACAGUGAAUACAACCAGGUGUGCAACAGCAUCAGUGACUGCAAGGUGAGACCGUAGAGGGGGAGAACAAGCUGCAAUGCCUUGAGAGAGAGAGAGAGAGAGAGCUGCUGAGGGGUGGACGGCUCAUAAUAAUGUUGUUCUGUUGACUCAAUUUCAACAAAUCAGUGUGGUUACUACUGUCUUAAUCUCCCUUCCUUGUUUCUUUUCUGUCUCUCUCUUGCUCUCUCGCUCGGUCGCUCUCUGUCUAUCUCUCUCUCUCUAUAUAGCUGUCAGACAUCUCCCCCAUGGGCCGUGACCCUUCGGUGACAAGCUUCAGCAGUGCCACCCUCACCCCCUCCUCCACCUGCCCCUCUCUGGCCGACUCCCGCUGUGGCUCCAUAGAUCAGAAGUAAGACUCCAUUAUAGUAGAAUAUGGUAGAAUACAUAUACAGUGGGGAGAACAAGUAUUUGAUACCCUGCCGAUUUUGCAGCUUUUCCUACUUACAAAGCAUGUAGAGGUCUGUAAUUUUUAUCUUAGGUACACUUCAACUGUGAGAGACGGAAUCUAAAACAACAAUCCAGAAAAUCACAUUGUAUGAUUUUUAAGUAAUUUAUUUGCAUUUUAUUGCAUGACAUAAGUAUUUGAUCACCUACCAACCAGUAAGAAUUCCGGCUCUCACAGACAUGUUAUUUUUCUUUAAGAAGCCCUCCUGUUCUACACUCAUUACCUGUAUUAACUGCACCUGUUUGAACUCGUUACCUGUAUAAAAGACACCUGUCCACACACUCAAUCAAACAGACUCCAACCUCUCCCCAAUGGCCAAGACCAGAGAGCUGUGUAAGGACAUCAGGGAUAAAAUUGUAGACCUGCACAAGGCUGGGAUGGGCUACAGGAUAAUAGGCAAGCACCUUGGUGAGAAGGCAACAACUGUUGGCGCAAUUAUUAGAAAAUGGAAGAAGUUCAAGAUGACGGUCAAUCACCCUCGGUCUGGGGCUCCAUGCAAGAUCUCACCUCGUGGGACAUCAAUGAUCAUGAGGAAGGUGAGGGAUCAGCCCAGAACUACACGGCAGGACCUGGUCAAUGACCUGAAGAGAGCUGGGACCACAGUCUCAAAGAAAACCAUUAGUAACACACUACGCCGUCAUGGAUUAAAAUCCUGCAGCGCACUCAAGGUCCCCCUGCUCAAGCCAGCGCAUGUCCAGGCCCGUCUGAAGUUUGCCAAUGACCAUCUGGAUGAUCCAGAGCAGGAAUGGGAGAAGGUCAUGUGGUCUGAUGAGACAAAAAUAGAGCUUUUUGGUCUAAACUCCACUCGCUGUGUUUGGAGGAAGAAGAAGGAUGAGUACAACCCCAAGAACACCAUCCCAACCGUGAAGCAUGGAGGUGUAAACAUCAUUCUUUGGGGAUGCUUUUCUGCAAAGGGGACAGGACGACUGCACCGUAUUGAGGGGAGGAUGGAUGGGGCCAUGUAUCGCAAGAUCUUGGCCAACAACCUCCUUCCCUCAGUAAGAGCAUUGAAGAUGGGUCGUGGCUGGGUCUUCCAGCAUGACAACGACCUGAAACACACAGCCAGGGCAACUAAGGAGUGGCUCCGUAAGAAGCAUCUCAAGGUCCUGGAGUGGCCUAGCCAGUCUCCAAACCUGAACCCAAUAGAAAAUCUUUGGAGGGAGCUGAAAUUCCGUAUUGCCCAGCGACAGCCCCGAAACCUGAAGGAUCUGGAAAAGGUCUGUAUGGAGGAGUGGGCCAAAAUCCAUGCUGCAGUGUGUGCAAACCUGGUCAAGACCUACAGGAAACGUAUGAUCUCUGUAAUUGCAAACAAAGGUUUCUGUACCAAAUAUUAAGUUCUCCUUUUCUGAUGUAUCAAAUACUUAUGUCAUGCAAUAAAAUGCAAAUUAAUUACUUAAAAAUCAUACAAUGUGAUUUUCUGGAUUGUUGUUUUAGAUUCCGUCUCUCACCGUUGAAGUGUACCUAUGAUAAAAAUUAUAGACCUCUACAUGCUUUGUAAGUAGGAAAACCUGCAAAAUCGGCAGUGUAUCAAAUACUUGUUCUCCCCACUGUAGUGGACCAUGCUAAAUGACAUCCAAUAUUGACCACUCCAUAUAAAACAAUAACACUUGAGCUUCAUCAACCUGGAAUACACUUUUGUGCAUAAUCGAGGGAGUGGUAUUUUAAGCCUCCUAUAUACUGUUACAACCAUUUAAAACAUUCAUAUGAAAUAGGCUAAAUAUUCAUGUCCGUAACCACAGGUUUGUAUACAAUAUUCUGGGACACAUCCUACAGUUGACAUUUUUAUGAAGUGCUUUUGAAUAUGUGAUUGUUAGUUAAGAAUAUUUGAUUCUUAGUAGAAUCAUAGACUGACACUCUUCAUUGUUUCCCAGGACCCCAGAGGCCAACUCUCGCGCCUCCAGCCCCUCCUGCUCAGACUAUGAGAACUUCCCCAUGGUGCCCACCCUGGAGACGUCCUAUCUGGCUCGAGCCGGCAAAAACGAGUUCCUCAACCUAGUGCCCGACAUCGAGGAGAUGAGACCAGGGUAACUGCUAUCUCCUCUUCCCCCUCAUAUUAGCAGUGGGCAUGAUGAUGAUGACUUCAUUGUUUUUGCAUCAUACGGCAUGCCAGCAUACAUAUACACGUAGAUAGACAGCACGUCACAAACGUUCCAUACAUAGUGCAUUAGACACACAGACAGACAGUAUUCACGCAGACAACCAGAAAGUACAAUACAAUACAUUUACAUAGAGUAUAGGCUUGGUGGGGGGCUAGACUAACUCAUAUUGUUAACACUGCAUGUUUGAGUGGUUGUCAUAGUUUCAUAGCUAAAACCCAAUGAACAGAACUGAGCCCCCGUUCUCUCCCAACACAGGUCUGUGGUGUCCAAGAAGGGUUUCCUGAGCUUCAUGGAGCCACGGUCCAACUCGUGGGUGAAGCACUUUGUGGUGGUGCGCCGGCCCUACGUGUUUAUCUACAACAACGACAAGGACCCGGUGGAGAGGGGCGUGCUCAACCUGUCCACUGCCCAGGUGGAGUACAGCGAGGACCAGCAAGCCAUGCUCAAGGUGUUCCCACACACACAUGCACGUGCACACACAAACACAUAAAACGACUUUCACUUGUUUGGCAUGUACAAUCAUUUUAAUGGGUCAACACUAUACCCACACACGAUGUGGAAUAGAUGUGGAGUUUUAAGAGUAGAACAGGAUUGAUACAAGCUCUUCAGGUUGAACGACAAUGGCACAUAAUGCCCUUACAUGUGUAAAUGGCUUGUCACAAGGUUAACUAACUUCCUCGUUUGUUGUUUGAAUCCUCUCUAGACACCCAACACAUUCGCUGUGUGCACAAAGCACCGAGGGAUCCUGCUCCAGGCCAACAAUGACAAAGACAUGAACGACUGGCUAUACGCCUUCAACCCGCUUCUAGCAGGAACAAUAAGGUACUGUACACAUUCCCCUAACUAGAAAAACAACAUUAUCAUCUAUUUAGGACCAGUUUCCUGGUACCCAGUUUAAGCCUAGUCCUGGAGUAAAAAAACAUUCUCAAUGGAGAAUGUCCAUAGAAAGUGUAUUUAAAUCCAGGCUUGAUUUGGGUCCAGGAAACCGGCCCUUAGUGAUUUAAACAUUACCACUGAAUAUAACCCAUAGAAUACUACUGAUAGUAACUGUAAGUCGCUCUGGAUAAUAGCGUCUGCUAAAUGACUAUAAUGUAAAUGUAAUAGUACUGAUGUUGAUAAGGCUCUGACGCUACCCAUAGAGAAAUGAUUUCAUUACCAAAUAUAAUUGUUGAUUUUGGUAUACCUUUGCCUGUAAAAGAAAGUAAAGCUUUUGGCUUUAGUGUAUGUUUACAACAUUUUUCCAGAGCUCUACUCUACAAUUUUAUUUUUUAGCCCAGCACCCAACUUGGUGGGAUAUAGACAUAUGCUCUUUUUUGCUUACGGUUGUUAUUUUUCCUUCAACCCACAGGUCAAAGUUGGCGAGAAGGCGCUCUGGUCUGCUGAAGAACUGAUAGAGUUAAUCUGUGUGCAGGAAAACAUGGCUCCUAUUCUUCAGACUAGCCUUGGAACACAUACCAAGUGUUAA
Coregonus sp. 'balchen' is the source of this 37190-nucleotide messenger RNA. NCBI's taxonomy places the organism in Eukaryota, Metazoa, Chordata, Actinopteri, Salmoniformes, Salmonidae. The record is from the annotation of a GenBank genome assembly.